AUGGAGAAAUAUUUUCCUGCUUCCAAAGCGGCAUCCGUUCGUAAGGAAAUUAGUGGCAUUCUACAGAUGUCUGUGGAGUCUCUAUAUGAAUAUUGGGAGAGGUAUAAGGGGUUGUUGGCAAGAUGCCCACAGCAUAAUAUAUCCUCAAUACUUAUCAUUCAAUACUUCUACGAAGGAUUACUUCCAAAACAUAGGAAUUUGAUUAAUGAGGCUGCCGGUGGUUCACUUACUAAGAAGACAAUCUCGCAGGCAACCAGUUUGAUUGAGAGUAUGGCUUCCAAUGCUCAACAAUUCCACACCAGGAACAAAUCUAAUGUCAGAAGAGUUAGCGAGGUAGGAGAGUCUGCACAAUCAGAGCAACGGAUGAACAACAUAGAGAAGGUAGUACAACGAAUGGCAGCUGCGAUUAUUCCUACUUAUGAAGAAGAAUCUGAACAGGUGAAUGUUGUGUUCCCUAAUCAGAGGCCAAGUUAUGCAAAUCAGCAAGCUGCAACUCCUAAUCCUUAUGGGCGACAAAGUGGUUUUCAACAACCACAGUUUCGACUACAACCUCCACCUCAGCCUCAACAUCAGACUCAAAAUUCUAUUUUAAAGGAGAUGAUGAAAAUAAUGAUGCAAAAGCAAUAUGCUAAUGCUCAGCGUCAAGAUGCAAUCAUGCAGAAACAAGAUAUGACUAUAAAAGACUUGCAACUUCAAAUGGGACAAUUGGAUACAGAUAUGAAUGAAAUAAACUCAUUGAAUUCGGCAAAGUGGCCAUCACAACCUUUUGUGAAUCCAAGAGCUAAUGUCAAUGUUGUAACUCUAAGAAGUGGGAAGCAAACAGAAGAUCUAAAACAACAAUAA
Papaver somniferum (opium poppy) is the source of this 843-nucleotide messenger RNA. RefSeq lists its product as uncharacterized. The transcript has 2 exons. Lineage: Eukaryota; Viridiplantae; Streptophyta; Magnoliopsida; Ranunculales; Papaveraceae. The coding region runs from base 1 to 843 and encodes 280 amino acids. The record is from RefSeq and is a predicted model, not a curated record.